Pangasianodon hypophthalmus (striped catfish) is the source of this 2749-nucleotide messenger RNA. RefSeq names its product DEAD (Asp-Glu-Ala-Asp) box polypeptide 41 (gene ddx41). Gene Ontology annotation, biological process: mRNA splicing, via spliceosome. The transcript has 17 exons. The coding region runs from base 151 to 1995 and encodes 614 amino acids. The record is from RefSeq and is a predicted model, not a curated record. Gene Ontology annotation, cellular component: spliceosomal complex. Lineage: Eukaryota; Metazoa; Chordata; Actinopteri; Siluriformes; Pangasiidae. Gene Ontology annotation, molecular function: ATP binding; RNA helicase activity; RNA binding.
UGGAUGACUGGUAUGUCAAAACGGGUAGGAAAAAAAAAGGAAACUCUGUAAACAGCAUCUAGCAUACUAGCCAAACACCCAUUUGGUCUGCACAUUAACACGAAAUAUUUCUCAGAUAGACAGUUUAAGAGAAGUUAAUAUCUACGCGCAAUGGAUACAGAAGCCAAACCGAGAAAGCGAAACUACACAGAGGAGAAGUCUGCUUCAGAGCCUUCAGACGAUGAUGACUACGUGCCAUAUGUUCCUGUUAAGGUUAGAAAACAACAGAUGUUGCAGAAGAUGAUGCGUUUGCGAGGGAAGGGUUUGACGGAGGAGGACCAGAAAGACAGCGGAGGAGAACAGAAGGAUGAGGACGAGGGUCUCGGGCCACGCUCCAACGUCAGCCUGCUCGACCAGCACCAGCACCUGAAGGAGAAGGCAGAGGCCCGGAAGGAGUCAGCAAAGGAAAAGCAGCUGAAGGAGGAGGAGAAGAUUCUGGAGAGUGUGGCUGAGGGCCGAGCUUUAAUGUCUGUCAAGGAGAUGGCCAAAGGUAUCACCUAUGAAGACUCUAUUAAGACUAGCUGGAAAGCUCCUCGCUACAUACUGAACAUGCCUGCAGUGAGGCACGAGCGGGUGAGGAAGAAGUACCACAUCCUGGUGGAGGGCGACGGUAUCCCUCCGCCCAUUAAGAGCUUCAGAGAGAUGAAGUUUCCUCAAGCAAUUCUGAAAGGUCUUAAGAAGAAAGGAAUUGUGCAUCCAACACCCAUCCAGAUCCAGGGAAUCCCGACUAUUCUUUCUGGCAGAGACAUGAUUGGCAUUGCGUUCACGGGCUCAGGGAAGACGCUGGUGUUCACUCUGCCCAUCAUCAUGUUCUGUCUGGAGCAGGAAAAACGCCUGCCCUUCUGCAAGAGAGAGGGACCCUACGGACUCAUCAUCUGCCCUUCUAGGGAGCUGGCGAGGCAGACGCACGGCAUCAUCGAGUACUACUGCAAGCUCCUGGAGGACGAGAGUGCGCCUCAGCUGCGCACUGCCCUCUGCAUCGGGGGCAUGUCCGUCAAAGAGCAGAUGGAGGUGGUCAAGCACGGCGUGCACAUGAUGGUGGCCACACCGGGCCGUCUGAUGGACCUGCUCAAUAAGAAGAUGGUGAGUCUGGAUAUCUGUCGAUACCUGGCUCUGGACGAGGCUGACAGGAUGAUCGAUAUGGGCUUUGAGGAGGACAUCAGGACUAUCUUCUCGUAUUUUAAGGGUCAGAGACAGACACUGCUGUUCAGUGCCACCAUGCCCAAGAAGAUCCAGAACUUUGCCAAAAGCGCUCUGGUCAAACCCAUCACCAUCAACGUGGGCCGAGCCGGAGCCGCCAGCUUGGACGUCAUUCAGGAAGUGGAGUAUGUCAAAGAGGAAGCAAAAAUGGUGUACCUUCUGGAGUGCUUACAGAAGACAGCACCUCCCGUGUUAAUAUUUGCUGAGAAGAAAGCAGAUGUGGACGCCAUCCAUGAGUAUCUGCUGCUCAAAGGUGUGGAGGCAGUGGCGAUCCACGGAGGCAAAGACCAAGAAGAAAGAACAAAAGCCAUCGAGGCCUUCAAGGAGGGGAAGAAAGAUGUUUUGGUGGCCACUGACGUGGCCUCUAAGGGUUUGGAUUUCCCUGCCAUUCAACAUGUUAUUAACUACGACAUGCCUGAAGAGAUCGAGAACUAUGUCCACAGAAUUGGUAGAACGGGUCGAUCGGGCAAAACUGGAAUAGCCACAACGUUCAUCAACAAGGGAUGCGAGGAAUCGGUGCUGAUGGAUCUGAAGGCUUUGCUGGUCGAAGCCAAGCAGAAAGUUCCACCGGUUCUGCAGGUGCUCCAGACAGGGGACGAAGCCAUGCUGGAUAUUGGAGGAGAGAGAGGCUGUGCGUUCUGCGGUGGUUUGGGUCAUCGUAUCACCGAGUGUCCCAAGUUGGAGGCCAUGCAGACGAAGCAGGUUACCAACAUCAGCCGCAGGGACUGUCUGGCCAACAGCUCCAUGGACUUCUAAGGCUCUGAUGACACCUUCCUGGGUGUGGUCCUGGAAUGAUGCAAGGUCUGGUCGAGAGGAAAAAAAAAAAUUACAUGAAAGACCCAGGAAUUCCAAUUCAGCAGGACAUUUUUGUGCUGUGACUAUGACUGGGUUUGUAAAAAGGUGCAUAUUAAAUAUCUGUCUUGUCACACACUCUACAACUGCCUUCUUCCUGUGCAUGAACAUUUGAGUUGUGUUAUGGCUGACUCAUAACCUUUCCUAGAAACCUGACCAGCAAUCUACCCACAGAGCAUGAUGAUACAUGCACAGAUACAGAUGUGGCAUUAGGAGAUCUGGAAUUCCAAGUUGCUUGUUGGGAAGAAUUCACUGAAAUAAUAAUAACAAAAAAAGCAGAGUUAGUACAACUGAAUAAACCACAGACUUUUGUACCAGUAUACAGUAUAUUUACACUGAGGUAAUUAUCAUGGCAAGUGAUUAAACAUGAGCUUGUAGUAGCAACACAAGGUAAGAAAUGUGUUUUUUAAUGGGAGAAGUGUUUUUCUUUUAUUUUUUUUCUCCUCUGUUUUGUUUAAAUACACCCCAAUGAAUCUGUAACAGUUUUAUUUUAAAAACUGUUAUUUUUUUUUUUUUACUUUUAAUUUAUUAUUUUUCUGUGUUCAGUGAGGAAAGUAUUAAGUGCAAAUGUAAUAUUUUUGAUAUUGUAACAUACCACUUAAGUAGUUUUCCUGCUUCAUAUGUAAAAUGUCAUGACAUUAAAGUGAACCUGAAAGUA